CCACACGCCGCCGCCGCUGUUGCGCUCUGCUCUCUGCUCCAGCUCGGCUUUACUCAGUUGUGCUCAGCCUGGAAUAUCUAGCCUUCUCGUUUUGAGGCGUGCUCACCGGGUACUGGAAACACUUCUACACCUCCUGAAAGUGGGGAUUCUUCGCUCCACACGCCGCUAUGCUUUUCCACGCGCUUGUCCGUGGCUGCGGGUCCGUGUUUGAGUAAAGUGCGGAUAUGGAUUGAUGUGAUUUGCUCCGCUCCGCCGCCUCUUCGCCAAGUUUGGAGCGCAGGACAGAGCUGCGGGUUUCCGGCUCGCUGAGCUUCUCCACGCCGACCAGAGCUUCAUGUGUCGGGGGGCGAGUUCGGGAAGGAGGCGCUGUUUUUUCCGGAGGGUUUUGUUGGUGGAAGCUGUUCGGGAGAAGUGCUGACCGCGCACCGGGGGAGCCGGAGGGGAGCGGGGAGAACCUGGAAAGCUUGGGAGAAGAGGGAAAGAAAGAGAGAGGGAUUAAAACACGGCUUUUUUGGCGUGAAGGAGUGAAGAAAACACAUUUUACUUACUAUUCUGUGUUUUGGAAAGUGAUGGCCGAGCGGGGAGCCCGGCUGCUCCUCUCUCUCCUCUGUUGCCUCACCUUUACGGGUUCCCAUGCUGAGAAAGGCCCUGCUUCGAGGCAAUUCAGCACAUUCUCGUUCUCCGUGGAACCCUCAGACACAUUGGCGGUGAGGGGUUCCCCAGCGCUGCUCAACUGCUCUGUUUACAGCGACAUCCCCGCCAAGGUACGUUGGAAGAAGGAUGGCACCUUCCUCAGCUUGGCAUCAGAUGACCGCAGGCAGAUCCUGCCCGACGGCUCACUGCUCAUCAGCUCAGUGAUGCACUCCAAACACAACAAACCAGAUGAAGGCAUCUACCAGUGUAUUGCCUCCAUCGACAGCCUGGGGAUGAUAAUCAGCCGCUCUGCUAGACUCAGCGUAGCAGGUAUGCCACGGUUCUCUGGCCAGCCCGAGGCAUCCUCAGUAUUUUUGGGAGACAGCCAAGUGCUGAGUUGUGAGGUCAACCCUGACUUGGUGGCUUUUAUCCGCUGGGAGCAUGAUAAGGAGCCGGUGCUGCUGGACCAGCGAGUGUUCACCCUGCCCAGUGGAGCUCUGGUGAUCAGCAAUGCCACGGAGGAGGAUGCAGGCCUGUACCGCUGUGUGCUGGAAAACGCAGGACCCACCAAGACUAGUGAGGAAGCGGAGCUCACGAUUCUACCUGAAACGUUGGAGGGGCGAGAGUUUAAGUUCCUUAAGCAGCCUGGGCCUGUGUCCAGAGUGGCUGGAGACAGUGUCCUUUUGCCCUGUGUGGUCACUGGAUAUCCUGCAGCCUACGUGCGAUGGAUGCUUGAUGACCAACCUGUUGAAGAGAGCAGUGACGGCCGCGUCCAGGUGCUUGGUGGGGGGAGCCUCCAGAUAUUUAACCUUACCGAAGAGGAUGCUGGGAUGUAUCGCUGUCUGGCAGAGAACAUGAACGACUCUAUCGAAGCCCAGGCUGAACUCACAGUGCAAGUUCCUCCUCAGUUUCUGAAGAGACCGGUCAGCACCUUCGCUCAUGAAGCUACAGACAUCGUAUUUGAGUGUGAGGUCACUGGCUCACCCGCCCCCACCAUCAAAUGGGUCAAGAAUGGAGACUCUGUGAUCCCCAGCGACUACUUCAGGAUAAUGAAGGAGCAGAACCUGCAGGUGCAGGGUUUGGUGAAAUCAGACGAGGGCUUUUAUCAGUGUCUGGCAGAGAAUGAAGCGGGGAACAUACAGGCCACUGCUCAGCUCGUCAUCCUGGACCAAGCCGCUCCCUCCCCCUCACCCACACUGACCCGUGCCACUACUGACCGUGUAACCCCAGGCUCCGGAGGCGGACCCACACCUUCUGCACCCCGGGACGUGGUGGCCUCACUGGUUUCCACCCGCUUCAUCAAGCUGACCUGGCGUCUGCCGCUCGAGCCGCACGGGGACGACAUCAGCUACUCCGUCUACUACAGCCUGGAGGGGGCUAAGAGGGAACGGAGGGUGAACACCAGCAGACCGGGAGAAAUGCAGGUCACCAUCCAGAACCUCAAGCCAGACACCAAGUAUGCCUUCCGGGUGGUGGCCCACAACAAGCACGGCCCAGGAGAGAGCUCCACACCGCUGAAAGUGGCCACCCAGGCAGAAGUCCAAGUACCAGGACCUGCACCCAACUUUCAGGCUGUGGUCGUGUCCCCCAGCUCAGUCAGCCUAAGCUGGGACAAGCCCCUGACUGGAAAUGGAGAGAUUCAGAGCUACAAGCUCUAUUACAUGGAGAAAGGACUGGACAAUGAGAAGGACGUGGAGGUUAGCGGGCUGUCCUACACCAUGACGGGUCUGAAAAAAUUCACAGACUACAGCUUCCGGGUUGUGGCCUAUAACAAGCAUGGACCAGGAGUCUCUACAGAAGAUGUAUCAGUGCGAACCUACUCUGAUGUUCCUGGUGCCCCACCUCAGAAUAUGACAGUGGAAGUACUAAAUUCAAAGAGCCUAAUGAUCCGAUGGCAGCCCCCUCCUCCAGAUGCUCAAAACGGAGAGGUCACCGGGUACAAGAUUCGUUACAGGAAAGGCGCGAGGAAGAGCGAAGUUUCAGAGAUCACAGCAGGAAAUCAGCUCAGUCAGCUCAUCGAUGGUUUGCAGCGUGGAACUGAAUACACAGUCCGUGUCUCAGCCAUCACAGUGAACGGCACAGGUCCCGCCACAGACUGGACCACCGCUGAGACUUUCGAGAGCGAUCUAGAUGAGUCUCGAGUGCCAGAUGUUCCCGGUUCCCUGCAUGUACGCCCUCUGGUCAACAGCAUCGUGGUCAGCUGGUCUCCCCCAGAGAACCAGGACAUCGUGGUCAGGGGUUAUAUCAUCGGCUACGGCAUCGGGAGUCCUCAUGCUCAGACCAUUAAAGUGGACUACAAGCAGAGAUACUACAGCAUUGAGAACCUGGAUCCCAGCUCGCACUACGUGAUCACGCUGAAGGCUUUCAACAACGUGGGCGAGGGCAUCCCCGUGUACGAGAGUGCCAUCACACGACCCCAGUCAGACCCCAUAGACCCUGAUGUUGAUUUGUACGAACUUUUCCAUCCUCCAUACACUCCAGUACCAGACCCUAUUCCCAUGAUGCCUCCUGUGGGCGUUCAGGCCUCAGUUCUGAGCCACGACACCAUCAAGGUCACGUGGGCCGAUAACUCUCUGCCCAAGAACCAGAAGAUCACAGACGCUCGCUACUACACCGUGCGCUGGAAGACCAACAUCCCAGCAAACACCAAGUAUAAGACGGCCAACACCACCACCCUUAGUCACAUGGUGACCGGACUGAAGCCCAACACCCUCUACGAGUUCUCCGUCAUGGUGACUAAAGGCAGGAAAACCAGCACCUGGAGCAUGACAGCUCAUGGGACGACAUUUGAAGCGACUCCCAGUUCUGCACCAAAAGACGUGACUGUGGUCAGUAAGGAGACUCGUCCGCGCACCAUUAUAGUGAACUGGCAGCCUCCCUCAGAGGCCAAUGGAAAAAUUACAGGCUACAUUAUCUACUACAGCACGGAUGUGAACGCUGAGGUGCACGACUGGGUCAUCGAGCCUGUGGUGGGGAACCGACUCACCCACCAGAUCCAGGACCUGACCCUCGACACCACAUACUACUUCAAGAUCCAGGCCCGCAACUCCAAGGGCAUGGGUCCCAUGUCUGAGGCUGUCCACUUUCGCACUCCUAAAGGUAUUCACACUGAAUCUUCUGACAAAAUGGCUAAUGACCAAGCUUCCAGCAUACCAGGGAAACCAGGCCGUAGCUAUCCCGUAGAUCCUGGCAUUGGUAAAGGCGUGAUUGGGUCUGGUGAUAAUCACAUCCUUGUCAUAGUCAUCAUCGUGUCUGUGGGGGCCUUUACCAUCAUCGUGGUUGUAGUGGGAGCCUUCUUGUGCACGCGACGCACCAGCUCCCAGCAGAAAAAGAAACGAGCAGCAAGCAAAUCCACCAAUGGCUCCCACAAAUACAAGGGAAACUCCAAAGAUCUGAAGCCUCCAGAUCUCUGGAUCCACCACGAACGCUUGGAGCUCAAGCCCAUCGAUAAAUCCCCCGAGCCCAAUCCGGUCAUGACUGACACCCCCAUCCCACGCACGUCCCAGGACAUCACUCCAGUGGACGGCACCAUGGACCCCAUGCUCCAGAGACGCAACUCGUACCGCGGCCAUGAGUCAGAGGACAGCAUGUCUACCCUGGCAGGGCGUCGGGGAAUGAGGCCUAAAAUGAUGAUGCCCUUCGAUGCCCAGCCCCCUCAGCCCGUGAUUAGUGCUCACCCCAUCCAUUCCCUUGAUAACCAUCACCACCAUUAUCACCUGGGCAGCCUGGCCUCCCCGACCCGCAGCUAUCUGCACCACCCGAGCAGCUCGCGGGCCCUCAGCACCCCCAUCUCUCAUCUAGACAGGGCCGAGUCCACAGAGUCAGUGAGAAACACUCCCAGUACUGACCUGCUCCCAGCCUCAGCCCAGCAGUCCUGCACCACUGACCACUCAGAGACGGACGUCAGCUACCACAGCUCAGCGGCCGAGGAGGAGUCCGGCUACAACCCCCCCACCGCCCACGUCCGGCCCACACACCCGCUCAAGAGCUUCGCCGUGCCAGCCGUCCCACCACACGGUACACCCUACGAGGGAGUGGCCCUGCCCAGCACCCCCCUGCUCUCUCAGACAGGUCCUCAUUCUGUCAAGACCGCCUCCAUCGGGACUCUGGGUAGAACAAGAACGCCCAUGCCUGUCAUAGUACCCAACGUUUCAGAUGGACAGGAAUCCAUCAAAAUACAUGAAGAUGAGGGCUACCUUUGAAUUCCUUCUUCAUACCUUAACCCAAUUCACCCCAAAGCAGCUCCGCCUAUCUCCAAACCUAAUCCCAAAGCCCCGCCCCUUUUAGCCCUCGCCCGUACUCCCAAGCCCCGCCCUCUUCCAUAAUCUCCCAAGCCUGAAACCUCCCCACCCCUCCCUGCCCCCCCGCAGUAACCCUCUUCCUCUUCCUCAGAACUACGAGACGGACGAGCUGUCGGAGGAAAUGGCCCACCUGGAGGGUUUAAUGAAGGACCUAAACGCCAUCACAACAGCCUGAGCACAACACACACACACUCAAACACACACUGACAAAAUAAAAAAACACCCUCGCAUAAUAUUACCCAUGCAGGGAGGGCCACCGAGGCACGGACUCCUCCUCCUCAAGUCCUUCAUAAAUCGAAGAAGGAGCAAAAGAGAGCGUGAAAGAGAGAGAAAGUGAGAAAAGACGAAAACGAACUAAACGUAUGAACACUUGGCUUGCCUUGCUAACUCUCAGGAAGGAAAUGGCCAUCGUUUGAAGAAGAUUUUUCUCUGUGUGGACACUGUUUUUUCCCCUCUUGACAGAAAAGUUCGGUACCCUUUGUCUAUUUUUCCCUUUUCCUCGCUAACGGACAGCGCUCCGGAAGACACCAUUUUGUUAUUCGAAAACAAAAACGGAAAAAAUCAGAAGAUUACAGUAUGCUGGUGUUCGUGUUGGUGCUCAAACGGCACAAUCUACAGUGUUUCAUUCGUGUCUUUCCUUUGUGCGUUUUUGUAUCUAUAUAUAAAUAUAUAUAUUGCCCCACCCCCUCCUUACUUCACAGUGAGGUGAACGUCGGACGUUGUCCUUUUUAUUUCCGUAACUCAUUUUUGUAUUAAGCAUUAAUUGAACGAUCUUUCCCUUUUUUUAUUGUAUGUCAUAUAUUGUGCCAUUUUCUUUCUUUAUUAUUUUUUAAAAGUAAUUUUUGUAUUGUUUUAUAUACAUAUACACUUAUAGAUAUGUAUAUAAGUUCAAAACUGCCUCAUCCUUUUUUUUGUUUAUUAUUUGUAUUAUUUUCCUUAAAAACAGCGACGUUGCUUCCCAGAGCGUGCUGCUCUGGUAGAGUCCGUACUCUUUAUUCUGAAACCAACAGGUCGACCGGAUAUCGAAUUGUGCAGCAUUGCUUUGACCUGGGUACGAACAUUAUGUUUGUUUGUUUGUUUAUAUUUUUUAACGGGAGUUCCUUAUAUUGCCUUAUGUUUUUGUUAUAUUCUGCUCUGGUACUGUGCAGUUACGGAGGGAGCGCUCGCUCAUGAUAUAGUGCACACUUAUACAUUUAUAAAGGCAUUACUUGUGCUGCGUUCCAUUUGAACUUGGAUGUUGGAAUUUUAGUGUUUCAAGUAAGACUUUUGCAUUGGGGAUGGCUCCACAAGCAUCAUACCUCUAUCAAUCUGUGUCUCGUUAAAUCAGUCAGUGGUACACACAGUACACUGUAAGCCUAGAUAAACUGAAGUUACUUAAAAUAUUUGAAGAAACUGGUUGCCUUAAUAAUGAAUGUGAAGUAAUGUUUACUAAAAACUUAGUUAAGUUAGUUUAGUUAUUACGUCUAAAUUUAAUUUCAUAAUUUCAUUGAUUUUUAUUUUCUUGUUAUCAAUCAUGUCAAGUAGUUUUAGUAUGAUAAUUCUACUUUGAAUGUUCAAGUGAGUAAAAUAAAUGUAUAUUUAGUCAUUCUUUUGAUGUAACUAAAGUGAAAUACAGAUUUGAAAUAAAAUGCUCUAGAGUUAACAUUAUAGUUGUUACUAUGUUAACAUUACUUGUUGUUACAGCCUACAACAGGCCAGACAGUUAAUCAUAAUAUAUGAUCUACAAGUUUACCUAACUUGUAACUGGGGGACACAAAUAGAUGGUGCCAGAAGCCAAUAGAAAAUACAGAUUAACCUGUAUAAGCUAAUCCAACACAUACAUUCAAACAGAGAUCUUUAAGUGCACACAAAUAUUCACUAUUUUAUAACUAAUUUACAGGGUUUACAGUGUACUGUAUGCACUGACAAUAGCUGACAAACCAAUUGUGGUAAAACUCUAAAGUCCUUAAAUUAUCUUUAGUUUCUUAGAGAUACGUUUAAAUGGUUAACUUGGGUGUGAUUAUUGUUUUCAACUUCUGAGCCAAAUGGAACAUGCAGCAUUAUUCCCAAGAAGCAUUAGGUGCCCAUGAUGCACUGGUUGUUGAUGCAGUAAGCCUCUAUAAAUGUUUAUAAGAGCAGGUUAAUAAAGCCUUAUGAAUGCUAGCCUGCGGUAGCAUUCCCAUAAUGUAAUACUGACUCCUCCACUCCCUGAACUCAGUUUAGCUGGUACGAAGUUUCUACUGUUCUACUACAGGUUUCCAGGUGCGUACGCAAAUUCCAGCGUGUUUUUUCAUUCAUUCAGGACCUCAAUACUUCAGAACGGAAGAAGUGCGGAUCUGUUACAUAGGAAUAUGCAGUAUAGACAGUAAUACUCUACAUCGAGGAAUUUUCUCUUUCAGUGCUGGACUCAUUUUACAGCUCCUCUCUCAAUGGGAAUAGGUACGCUUACGAGAUCUGUACGAAUUUGCUCUGUAUGUGUACGAUCACAUUCACAGCACUUUAGAAUGUAAAGUGCAAAUAGGCCUGUCACGAUAUGUAUUUUUCUUUUUUGGAUGAUAUAUUGUCCAAGAAAUAAUUGCCAUAAAUGAUAAAUGUUAAUCAUUUGAAGAACAUUUUUUGAUACCGAUAUAACAAUAAUAUGUAAAUGCAUAAUAGUAAUGCAUUUAUUCUGCAUUAUAAUGCAAAAAAUUAAUGCAGUUAUGUCCAGAAAUUGUAUGUCACUGACAUAAUCAUUAUUAUUGUGACAGGCCUAACUGCAGAUAAUAUUAACCUUUUAAACAGUAGUGUAGUCAAAGUUCUCUCUCCCCCCCCGUGCUUUUUUUUGUUUCUUUCUAUUGUAACAUAGCUGUUUUAUAUGAAGAAAUACCUUAUUCUGUAUGGAAUUUCAAUGUGAAAGGAAAAAAGAGAAAAAAAAAACAGCCGUUCCCCUUCUGCCCUUUUACCCAAAGAAAAAAAGAAAAUCACAGCAAUUCUAAUUAUUUGCUCUACUUUUUUCUUACUAUCAUGUCUCAUCUUCUGCUCAUCUUUUUGAAUGUCAGUAUGACUGUAAGGAAUGGGGUUUUAAUGUAGGAACAUGACCUGUUUGGGAUAAACUAAUACAGUUGUAGACAGUCAACCUAAACCUUUAUUGCACUUUUUUCAACGACUUUGGGGGAAAAAAAAACAUUUCUUACAUAUCCUGUGUUUUGAAUUGAAAGCUAUAUUUGUGUAAUGUAGUGUCAUAGCUUAGCGGUAGGCAGCUGGUCUUGUUCAUUUUUUGUUUCAUUUUCUUUCUGUUUUGCCUCUGAAAUGGUAUUUGAGCGACAGGUUUUACAGUGUUGCAGAUGAGGAAUUCUCCAUUUGUUGCUUAUUUCUGUACAAAUAUCUUUUUGCUGUCUGUAGAAUACUCUGUGGCUUUUUUAAAAAAUUGAAUUCUGAAAAAUAA
Messenger RNA from Astyanax mexicanus (Mexican tetra), 8337 nucleotides. RefSeq names its product neogenin 1a (gene neo1a). Bases 570 to 4835 code for a protein of 1421 amino acids. The transcript is spliced from 29 exons. Gene Ontology annotation, cellular component: membrane. Gene Ontology annotation, molecular function: protein binding. The record is from RefSeq and is a predicted model, not a curated record. Gene Ontology annotation, biological process: cell-cell adhesion. Lineage: Eukaryota; Metazoa; Chordata; Actinopteri; Characiformes; Acestrorhamphidae.